AUGCCCCGUGAGUCUGAUGAAUUUUCCCCUGAGAUGCAUGUGCCCGCAGAGAGAGAGGCUGUCGAGGCUCGGAUCUCAAGUCCUUCAAGGAAAGAAGAUGGCGAAGAUGACAAAGGUGAAGAAGAUGAAAAAGAACCCCGAGCAGGGUUGAGCGUUGAGCGAAAGUUGUCACAAAAGUUACGAGAGUCCAGUGGGGGCAGAUGCAGCGAGAUCAAUCAGGAGCGAUUGAUGACUCGACUCGCCAAUCGCUUGGCAGCGAUGGCACUGACUGAUGAGAAGUAUCUUCGAGCAACACCGGCAAGCCGGGUCAUAGAGCGUGCCGGCCGUGCACUGAGACCGGGCACUCAUGUUUGCUUUGAGCACAGCCGACAGGUGAAAGAGAUCAGCAAAUUCCUCUCUCAUAGUUGGCAGUCGUCACCAUUGUGGAAGUUAGUGACCUUGCAGAUGUUCUACAACUGGAAAGUUGCUGCGCUGGCCAGCAACCUGCUUGCGCUUCUGGCGAUGAUCAUGUCUUCCUAUGGCUUUUUGCCGCCCAUGUAUGAGAGAACGCCGCGAUUUGGAGAACCAAUGAUGGCAGGAGUGUGGGCAACAUCUAUAGGGAUGUUGAGCUUUGUGUUGGUUUGGGCCUUUCGACCUCCAAGAGACAUGAUUUUCUUGGAUCGAAUCUGCAUCAACCAGGCAGAUGCUAAACAAAGGGGCGAAGGGCUGGUGAAUCUGGGAGCCUGCCUAAGGUGCUCCAAGAAUUUGUUGGUGAUUUGGGACGAGACGUACUGCCGGAGGCUUUGGUGUUUGUUUGAAAUCGCUGCGUACUUGAAGACGCACGAGGACAGCACCCUGCUGGUCCAACCAUUAAUCCUCACACAAUUUGUUGUCAGCCUCUUCGUCCUGAACUUCGUGCUGUGGGGCUUGAAUAUGGUGAUGGUGUAUGACAGUGUCUUCACAAUUCCUCUCUAUGUUCUCGGAACAAGCGCUUAUGGCUGGCUGAUCGCGCGCAAUGUGCUCCAAUACUCCAAGAGCUUUGAUUCAAUCAACAGUCAGUUGCAGAACAUUGAAUUUGAGAAGGCCGAGUGCUACUGCUGCUCCGUGGAUCACACGGGCCCACAAGGCCAAAGCUUUCCGUGUGACCGCUUUUGCAUUCGCAGAUGUGUGCAGCUUUGGUUUGGCUCUGUCGAGGAGUUUGAGAAGUCAGUUCAGACUCGGGUCAAGGAUGUCUUGAGCCGUCAGUUUAGCGACCGAAUCUGUCCUUACCCCUUGCUGAUCAUAACCAUGCUGCCGUUUCUGUGGAUACAGUUGGACUACGCAGCAGAUUGGUUUGCGCAGGGAGACAAUUCUGCAGGUGUGGCUACGAUGAUUUUCGGUGUGGUCCUUCCGGUGGUAAAUCAUCCCAUAUUGAUUGCGCCAGUUCUUCGUGUUGUGCGGAGCUUGCCUCAAUCCUGUCCGCACAUUCUUCAACAGAUUCUGGGAAGUGCUGUGUUCGUGGUCAUUAGCCUCACGACACAGGCUGCAUAUCAGCUUUCCAUUGACUCUUUUGGACUUCUUCUUGGCAUUCUGAUCUUUUGUGUAUCCUUGUUAAUUCCGAACGCACUACUUUGGAGGUGUGCCAUGAGACUCUAUUGA
Symbiodinium natans is the source of this 1617-nucleotide messenger RNA. The record is from the annotation of a GenBank genome assembly. NCBI's taxonomy places the organism in Eukaryota, Dinophyceae, Suessiales, Symbiodiniaceae.